UGUUAAAUGCAUAGUCCAGGGGAUCAGCACCCACCAUGGCGUCAGGCUGCAAAAUUGGCCCGUCCAUCCUCAAUAGCGACCUGGCCUGCCUGGGGGCCGAGUGCACCCGGAUGCUGGAUUCCAGGGCCGACUAUCUGCACCUGGAUGUAAUGGACGGGCAUUUUGUUCCCAAUAUCACUUUUGGUCACCCUGUAGUAGAAAGCCUUCGAAAGCAACUAGGCCAGGACCCUUUCUUUGACAUGCACAUGAUGGUUUCUAGACCAGAACAGUGGGUAAAGCCAAUGGCUAUAGCAGGAGCAAAUCAAUAUACCUUUCAUCUGGAAGCUACUGAGAACCCUGGAGCAUUGAUUAAAGACAUUCGAGAGAAUGGGAUGAAGGUUGGUCUUGCUAUUAAACCAGGCACUACAGUUGAGUAUUUGGCACCAUGGGCCAAUCAGAUAGAUAUGGCCUUAGUCAUGACAGUGGAACCUGGCUUUGGAGGGCAGAAGUUCAUGGAAGACAUGAUGCCAAAGGUUCAUUGGCUGAGGACCCAGUUCCCCUCUCUGGAUAUUGAAGUAGAUGGUGGAGUAGGUCCUGACACGAUUCAUAAAUGUGCAGAGGCAGGAGCUAAUAUGAUUGUGUCUGGUAGAGCUAUCAUGAGGAGCGAAGACCCCAGAUCUGUCAUCAAUCUCCUGAGAAAUGUUUGUUCAGAAGCUGCUCAGAAACGCUCUCUGGAUAGAUGAGAUUUCCAGGCAAAUAUCCUCCUGUGCCCAGCCCACCUCCUCAAUAGACCAGAUUAUUCAGCCUCAUUUUCACCUGGUGCACAAGAACCCAAGGAGCUCAAGAAUCAUGCUGCUGCAGAGGUGGGGCCACUGUCUGUCCCAAGCAGUUAAGCCUUCAUCUUGUUGACUUCAGCAUAUAUACCGAUAUGCUGAGGUCAAGAAUGGAAAUAGGUGCAUAUGUGAUAAUUACUAGGUUUUUAAAGAGUUGGGAAUUAAAUUUUUAUGUGGCCUAAAGUACAGAGUUUUUACUAGAAGACUUGAUUUUUUAAAAAAAAGAAUAUAUUAUGUUGCCUUGUCUUAAGGUUGAAAAAAAUUUUGUCUCAGAGGCAGAAGAAAAAAACAGCAGCUGCUAACUGUAAAAGGACUAAAAUGGGUAAUACUGCUCCUCUUGAAAGUAUUCUCAAAUGUUUCUGCAUCAUUAUAAAAGGUUUGCUUUACUCAUUA
Molecule: messenger RNA, 1205 nt
Organism: Monodelphis domestica (gray short-tailed opossum)
Lineage: Eukaryota; Metazoa; Chordata; Mammalia; Didelphimorphia; Didelphidae
Product: ribulose-phosphate 3-epimerase-like
Biological process (GO): carbohydrate metabolic process; pentose-phosphate shunt
Molecular function (GO): D-ribulose-phosphate 3-epimerase activity
Source: RefSeq, a predicted model, not a curated record